Molecule: messenger RNA, 667 nt
Organism: Aphanomyces astaci
Lineage: Eukaryota; Oomycota; Saprolegniomycetes; Saprolegniales; Verrucalvaceae
Exons: 1
Coding region: 181-519 (112 amino acids)
Source: RefSeq, a predicted model, not a curated record
UGGAUCAACAAGGACGCGGUAUAUAUUAAGGGUCACCCACGUUCACUUGACGACGUUCCUACACUGUUGUGCUGUUCUAUCGACUAUCAAUAAUACUAGUACUCCCCAUACUUCCUGCAACCACCGCCGAUAUACGACAUCAGUUGCACGAAAAGAGCACAAAGACGCUCAAAAUGGCCGAUGCAAUCGUGCUCACGCUCAACGCCGACGCGGGAAGGAAUGACUGGAGUUCCGUGGGACACUCGGUGGCUUGAACACGACCGAUGGACUUCCACUCUGCGAGGCACAGCGCAUGAGGGGCCUUUUGCUCGUCCUGUCGCCGUGUCCGCAACAGGUGCUUCACUGCGUCGAUGCACUGUUUCUCGCACACGUACGCAUGGUACUGCCUGUUAUCAUGAUCGCCACACAGAGGAGUCAUGGUGGCUUCCACCGGCGAGCAGCUCACUGCCACGAUGUCGUCUUGGUACCGAUGCGCUGCUGGCAUCGUUGCGUUCUCCGGAUGAAGCGUUUUCAUCGUGAUGGCUGCCAUGUGGCGAGCCGAUGAGGUGUGUAGAAGGGAUGCGAGGACUGCGAGGACAAGCAUGAGGAAGGACAGGUUGUUGAUGUGCAUGGCGACGAUGUGAAGGAAGGGGCCGCGGCGAGGCGAUCUGUUGUGGGUUACGACAAU